Molecule: messenger RNA, 2523 nt
Organism: Ramularia collo-cygni
Lineage: Eukaryota; Fungi; Ascomycota; Dothideomycetes; Mycosphaerellales; Mycosphaerellaceae
Product: related to alpha-1,2-mannosidase subfamily
Exons: 10
Coding region: 1-2523 (840 amino acids)
Biological process (GO): protein quality control for misfolded or incompletely synthesized proteins; carbohydrate metabolic process; protein deglycosylation
Cellular component (GO): nucleus; cytosol
Molecular function (GO): peptide-N4-(N-acetyl-beta-glucosaminyl)asparagine amidase activity; carbohydrate binding
Source: RefSeq, a predicted model, not a curated record
AUGUCUAACGUUGAAUCGUACAAAUUGCUCGAGGAUGGAGAGGUCCCAGCUGCUGAGCCCGAGUUGGAGUCUGCUGUUCCAGUCAGCAAAGCAAAACGACAGUUCUUGGAAUCCUUACAGUCCGUGAAGACAUACUUUGAGUAUAUUAGGAAUAAUACGCCGAAGUGGAUUAGACCAGUCUGCGGUUUAUGGUCAUGCGUGUCCCUACUUGCUGCAAUGUUGGUUGCAGUGAUCUUAGCACUGGUUGUUCUGGGUGCUUUUGGAAGUGGUGUCGGUGAAGAUGUAUUGGGGUACAUUGAUCCCCUGAUUGGCRCGGGUCCUGGAGGCCAUGUCUUCGCAGGAGCCAGUCUGCCGUUUGGAAUGGCGAAGCCUGUUGCUGAUUCGAUGGGCAAGGAGAAGAUGGGAGGGUUUGCUUCUGACCAUGCGAGGAUCAACGCGUUCAGCAGCUUGCACGAUUCAGGCACGGGUGGAAGCCCGUCGAUGGGCAAUUUCCCAAUCUACCUGCAACCAUCUUGUCCGAACAUUACAGAGUGCAAGCUGAAUAAAGCCUACAGAGGCUCACCAUAUAUCUCAGAAUCAGUCAACGCAGCUCCUGGUUACUUCGCCAUUAGCUUGGAGUCAGGACUCCAUGCUGAGAUGACGGCGUCAGAACGAGCUUCACUGUUCAAGUUCACUUUCGCCAACAGUACCGACGUGCUACAUCCAGUUCUGAUGCAAGAUGGAUCCGAUCUUCCGGGCAGCCACGGACCAAGGUCGUUGUAUGUGAAUGCUAGCACCGGGAGGAUGACCGCCGAGGGACGUUUCAAUCCUUCAUUUGGCCAAGGGACCUACAAGACAUAUACUUGCAUUGACAUCAAAGGAGCCCAGGUUGAGUCUGUCGGGGGCUUCAACUUUACUGCAGUCUAUCCAGGUCUGACGUCCAUGCCUUCACCCACCCAGUACACGGGACCGAGACAAGGCGUUUACAUGCGGUUCAAAGACUUCCAGCAAGGCGACCAAUUUUUUGUCCGAGUCGGGUUGUCUUGGCUCAGCAUCGAACGUGCCUGCGAGAAUGCGGAAAAGCAGAUCGGAGACUGGAAUUUUGACCGUCUUCGAAGAGAGGCCGAGAAGGCGUGGAGGAAGAAGCUGUCGCCGAUACGAAUUGACUCAACGGGCGUGGAUCGAUCGCAUCUUCGCAAUUACUGGAGUGGCGUGUACCGCGCUUUUCUAAGUCCACAAGACUACACUGGUGAGAAUCAGCUCUGGAACAGCACGGAACCAUACUACGACUCCAUGUACUGCAUAUGGGACACGUUCCGCGGGGUUCACCCUUUCUUCACACUUGUUGAUACAGUGUCUCAAUCGAGAAUUGUCCGGUCGCUCAUCGAUGUGUACAAGAAUCUCGGCUGGCUGCCAGAUUGYCGGAUGAGCUUCUGUAAGGGCCUUACACAGGGCGGGUCGAAUGCGGAUGUCGUGAUUGUCGACAGCUACGUCAAAAAGCUCAGCGGAGUCGACUGGGACCAAGCAUACGCGGCGGUCGUCAAAGAUGCAGAAGAACAGCCUCCGAAUUGGGACAUUGAGGGACGAGGUGGCUUGCAGUCAUGGAAGUCGGUCGGUUAUAUCCCCUACCACGAUACUGAUCAAGGUGGCAUGCGGACGAGAUCUGUAUCCCGGACUGUGGAAUAUGCGUACAACGACUUUGUCAUUGCUUUGAUGGCGAACGGAACCAAUCGAGAGUCCGAUUACCAGAAAUAUCUUGAACGAUCGGGCAAUUGGCGAAACGUUUACAACGAGGAUCUGGAGUCAAUGGGCUUCAAAGGGUUUCCUCAGCCGAGAUUCAAAAAUGGCACCUGGGGCUUCCAGAAUGCCACCCUCUGCUCUGCGCUCAACCACUUCGACAGCUGCUACCUCAAUCCGUCUGGACAUGAGACCUACGAAGGCAGCCCAUGGCUCUAUUUGUUCUAUGUCCCGGGCGACAUGCAAGGCCUGAUCAAUCUGCUUGGAGGCCGCGACGCUUUUCUCCAGCGCCUCGACAAGCUUCACACCAGUGGAGUGCUCUAUAUGGGAGAUGAGCAAGCGUUCCUGACGGCCUUUUUAUACCAUUACGCCGGACGUCCUGGACUUUCGAGCAAGAUGACCCAUCGUUACAUCCCCUCCAUGUUCAACGACACGAUCGAGGGCAUUCCCGGCAAUGACGAUAGCGGUUCGAUGGGGGCAUUUGUAUUCUUCAGCAUGUUGGGGAUCUUUCCAAGCGCCGGACAGAGCGUCUACUUCAUCAUUCCCCCCUACUUUCGCAGCAUUAGCAUCAAGUCGCCGCAAACCGGCAAAACCGCCACGAUCAGAACGGUCAACUUUGAUCCGACGUAUCAAAAGGUGUUUGUACAGUCGGCAAAGUUGAACGGGAAGAAGUAUACGAAGAAUUGGAUCGACCAUGAGUUCUUCUUGAAGGGCGGAGUCUUGGAGUUGGUGGUGGGUGAGACGGAAAGCGAGUGGGGAACGCGAGAGGAGGAUGUUCCACCAAGUCUGUCAGUGCCAGGAGUGUAG